AUGAGGCUUUUCGGGCAGUACGAAACGUUGUUCCAAGAGCUAGAGCGUGAAUCGCGGGGGAUCGACUAUGUCGGAUACAUCCGAAUGGACCCCAAUCUCUUCGCCGAGCUCCUGCUCCGAGUGACCCCUCGAAUCACCAAGUGCCCAAGGAGUCGCCGCCCUCUUGAGCCUGGCCUGAAGCUAGCCAUCACCCUUCGCUUCUUGGCGACGGGGAACAGCUACAGGUCCCUUGCCUACGACUUCCGGGUGGCACACAACAGCAAAUCCACGUUCGUGCCGGAGGUCUGCUCCGCCAUCUACGAGGAAUAUAAGGAGGAGAUGUUCAACAUGCCCUCCACACAGGACGAGUGGAAAGCCGUCGCCCGCCAGUUUGGAACGCGAUGGAACUUUCACCACUGUUGUGGGGCGAUCGACGGGAAACAUAUCGCCAUCAAGGAGCCCAAUAAAAGUGGAUCGCUCUAUUACAAUUAUUAUUAUAAGCUCUUCUGUUCUGUGGUGCUCCUUGCCAUCGUGGAUGCUAACUAUUCCUUCUUGUGGUGCAAGGUGGGGGCCAACGGCUCUUCCUCAGACCCAGGCGUGUUCAACGAGUCCACCCUCCGGGGGGCACUGGAGGACAACACCAUUGGAUUCCCAGCACCGGAUCCACUUCCAGGCGACGACCGGGACUUUCCCUACUUCAUCGUAGGCUAUGAUGCUUUUCCCCUGCGAAAGUGGCUCUUGAAGCCUACAGUCGCCGUGCCAUGA
Molecule: messenger RNA, 744 nt
Organism: Strongylocentrotus purpuratus (purple sea urchin)
Lineage: Eukaryota; Metazoa; Echinodermata; Echinoidea; Camarodonta; Strongylocentrotidae
Product: putative nuclease HARBI1
Exons: 2
Coding region: 1-744 (247 amino acids)
Source: RefSeq, a predicted model, not a curated record